Cordyceps fumosorosea ARSEF 2679 is the source of this 372-nucleotide messenger RNA. RefSeq lists its product as hypothetical. Lineage: Eukaryota; Fungi; Ascomycota; Sordariomycetes; Hypocreales; Cordycipitaceae. The transcript has a single exon. The record is from RefSeq and is a predicted model, not a curated record. Bases 1 to 372 code for a protein of 123 amino acids.
AUGGAAGUCGCCGGGUUGGCGCUGGCCAUCGGUGGCCUCGCUGGGCAGGCCGUGUCCGGACUCACCAUCCUCAAGGCCUUCUUCGCGGCGUAUAAAGUGGCCAGCACCAAGGUCAACACACUCAACUUCGAGCUCGAGUCCCUCGUGUCGACACUGCAGGAAGUUGAGCGCCUGCUGCGGCAAUCACGCCACAAUGCGCCCUUCCCGCCUCGGCUGCAGACUCCCGCAUCUCAGGGAAUGCUACCGCCCUCCUCUGCGAGCUGGUCAUCGCCCGGCGCAGGCGGUUCUUCAGGGACGUGCGAUAUGAGAGCAAGUAGCGGCGAUUUGUCUGGGACCACCGAGUCGUCGCUUCGGUGCUUGAGCGGCGCGUGA